This is a messenger RNA of Nycticebus coucang (slow loris), 1426 nucleotides long. RefSeq names its product NOP2/Sun RNA methyltransferase 3 (gene NSUN3). Gene Ontology annotation, biological process: rRNA methylation. The coding region runs from base 13 to 1119 and encodes 368 amino acids. Gene Ontology annotation, molecular function: methyltransferase activity. Gene Ontology annotation, cellular component: mitochondrial large ribosomal subunit. Lineage: Eukaryota; Metazoa; Chordata; Mammalia; Primates; Lorisidae. The record is from RefSeq and is a predicted model, not a curated record. The transcript is spliced from 6 exons.
GCGAGGAUAGAAAUGGAAUCCCGCGAAUCCCGGAAGUCGAGUUCCUUCAGUUCUUGGGAGGCUUUUUGGCGCGACUUCUUGUGUACCUCUAAUUUGGGAGUUCAAAGCGGAAUGAUGCUGGCCCGGCCGAAAGCAAAAUCAGAGGGGAAGCUUGCAAAACAGAUUUGCAAAGUUGUGUUGGAUCGUUUUGAAAAACAGUAUUCCAAAGAACUUGGAGAAGCCUGGAAUACAGUAAGGGAUCUACUAACAUCUCCAUCAUGCUGGCAAUAUGCUGUCCUGCUUAACCGAUUCAAUUAUCCUUUUAAACUGGAACAGGAUUUACAUUCGAAGGGUUAUCGCACACUCUUUCAGGGAUCUUUACCCUACUGUCCUACAUCAAUGAAGUGUCUCCUUAGCAGAACUCCCAAUAGACUGCCUUCAGAAAGACACCAGGUUGGAAACCUGAAAAAAUACUACCUCCUCAAUGCCGCUUCACUUCUCCCAGUGCUGGCUCUGGAAUUAAGGGAUGGGGAGAAAGUUCUGGAUCUGUGUGCUGCUCCUGGAGGCAAAUCCAUAGCUCUGCUGCAGUGUGCUUUUCCAGGUUAUCUCCAUUGUAAUGAAUAUGACAGUCAGAGACUGAGGUGGCUGAGGCAGACGUUAGAAUCUUUCAUCCCACAACCUUUGAUAAAUGUAAUCAAAGUAUCUGAAUUGGAUGGCAGAGAAAUGGGGGAUGCCCAGCCUGAAACCUUUGACAAGGUAUUAGUUGACGCCCCGUGUUCAAAUGAUCGAAGUUGGUUGUUCUCUUCUGAUUCUCAGGAAGCAGCCUGUAGGAUAAAUCAAAGGAAGAAUUUGCCUCUUCUACAGAUAGAACUCUUAAGGUCUGCAAUUAAGGCCUUACGUCCUGGAGGUCUACUCGUGUACUCUACAUGCACACUUUCCAAGGCAGAAAAUCAAGAUGUAAUCAGUGAAAUUUUAAACUCCCACGAAAACAUUAGGCCAGUGGACAUCAACGGAAUAGCAAGGACUUGGUCCCAAGAGUUCACAUUUGCACCCACUGGCCAGGAAUGUGGGCUCCUGGUGAUUCCAGAUAAGGGCAAAGCCUGGGGCCCAAUGUAUAUAGCCAAAUUGGAAAAAUCAUAAAGCACGGGUAAAUGGUGACAUGAAUUUUGUAAACUAUGUUGAUAUGUUAUAUAUUUAUUUUUCUGAGCUCGUUAUAUGCUAUUAUUUAAAUAAUUAUGCAGUCAUUUUCUCUAGGUCUAUUUGGAAUCCUAUUUAGUUCAUCCUUUAGCAUCUCAGAAUGUAGGCUUGAGAAUCAGGUGUAUUUUUUUCCUAGAAAUAUAUCUGUUGCAAUGAUUUAAGGUGGUGCAGAUGGCAUUUGUUCUGUAUAAUAAAUCUUCUGUCUUUUACUUGGCAUUUUGUACUUAAGUUAAUCAUUUUAUGCAUAAAA